This is a messenger RNA of Stegodyphus dumicola, 1456 nucleotides long. RefSeq names its product ubiquinone biosynthesis protein COQ6, mitochondrial (gene Coq6). Gene Ontology annotation, biological process: ubiquinone biosynthetic process. The record is from RefSeq and is a predicted model, not a curated record. Gene Ontology annotation, cellular component: mitochondrion. Lineage: Eukaryota; Metazoa; Arthropoda; Arachnida; Araneae; Eresidae. Gene Ontology annotation, molecular function: FAD binding; 4-hydroxy-3-all-trans-polyprenylbenzoate oxygenase activity.
GGUUCUUCUGAUAUAUUAUCAAGCAAGAAAAUCUUGUUACUUGAGACUAGUCAAAAAACAGAAUAUGAUGUUGACCCAAACAAAUAUUCUAAUCGAGUAUGUGCUUUGAAUCAGAACACAAAACUGCUUUUUGAACGUUUGGGAAUCAUGUUCAGAUGCAAGAAUUGCGUUUCAGCAUGAGGGAAUGCAAGAUAAUGUGGCAUAUAUUGUUGAAAAUAAUGCUAUACUUAAUGCUUUGUAUUCUGUCGUAAAAGAAUCUGGAAAUAGAAUUGAAGUUAUGAAAGGUGCCAAAGCAGCAGAUUACUCUUUGCCGACUGAGCAGGAUGACUUAGUCACUGUCACUCUUGGAAAUGAUACAGUUUUAAGAACUAAAUUACUGAUUGGAGCUGAUGGAGUAAAUUCUCUUGUUCGCAAAAAACUGAAUGUUAAAUAUAUCAGUUGGAAGUAUAAUCAGAAAGGUAUCGUUGCAACAUUAAAACUAUCUGAGCCUACAGAAAAUAUUGUAGCUUGGCAGCGUUUUCUAACAACUGGACCUGUUGCUUUACUGCCAUUGUCUGAUGACCAGUGCUCUUUAGUAUGGACAGUCUCUUUGCCUAUGAGUGAAAAACUUCUAGAAAUGCCAGAGGAGGAAUUUGUUGAUACUUUAAACUCAGCAUUAUGGAAUGAAGAAAAUAAGAAUUCUGUUGUGGAUUCAGCUGUUUCUACUUUGAAAAAUAUGAUAUCAUCCAUUUUUCCUGGUGCUGAGUCAGUUCGUCAGCUUCCUCCAAGUAUAUUAUCAGUAGAACCAAAUAGCAGAGCUGCAUUUCCAUUAGGAUUAGGACAUGCAGCAGAAUAUGUAGCUCCAAGAGUUGCUUUAAUUGGAGAUUCUGCUCAUCGAGUGCAUCCGUUGGCUGGUCAAGGUGUUAAUUUAGGUUUUGGUGAUGUAGAAUGCCUCACUGAAUGCCUUGAAACUUCAGUUUAUAAUGGAGAGUGUGUAGGAAAUCUGGAUUCCUUGCUGGAUUAUGAAAUGAAAAGACAAAGGCAUAUUCUUUCAACAAUGCUUGCAAUAGAUGCUUUGCACAGGUUGUACAAGACUGAAUUUACACCUAUUGUUUUGAUGAGAAGUCUUGGUGUUACUGCUUUAGACGUCUUACAUCCAAUAAAGAAACAAAUAAUGCAUCAAGCAUCCGGUUGAAUAAGGAACCUGUGGAAGUAAAUGCAUUCUGAAAAUAAGGAUAAUUGGAGAAGCAAGAUACCUGAGAUCAUUUUUACCAUUUGAUUAAGAACAGUUACUCUCUUGUGGCUCAGGAAAAGUUUCAGAGCAAUUUCAGAACGUUUUUUUUUCGGGGGGGGGGGAGGAUCUGCAGAUUUUCAACAUUAUGUAAGCAUAUGAACUGCUCAUGUUCUCUAUAGUAUCAUUUAAAUGUCUGUGUGGUGUUAUUAAAAAUUUUUAUGCAGUGUCCCUGUUAUUGGCAUA